AUGAGUGGUGGAUUCGGACGAGGGAAAAUCAUCGAUGAUGGUUCAUAUUUUCCAGAAUCACAUUUUGAUUGGAUUAAUAACGGUACAAGAGGAAAUCGUAAUGAGAAUGGUAGCAUGCGUGGUUCUCAUCGAAAUAAUUUUUCAAGCGGAAGUACUUUUGAUGAAUAUAGUCGUAAUAAUCGAGAAAAUAGGAUGGAGCACUUUACAGAUUCAGAUUUUUCGAGUCCGUUCGAUACUGGAGGUUGUGUUGGUAACAACCGCGGCACUCGCACUUUUAUGAGAGGAGGUCGUGAAAGUACUUUUUCUAGUAAUCGCAAGGACGGUGAUCGAUAUUCAUUCGAUCGCGAAAACGAUUUUUCUUCUGGAUUCUCAGCUGAACGUCGUGGUGGAUUCUCAUCGGGAUAUGGUGGUAGGGGUAGUGGUUUCUUAGCCGAAAAUAAUAUGAAUAGAAGAUCUUCAAACAGUGGCGGUCGUGGUAGUGGUUUUUAUGCUGGUGGUAAAUCGAACGGUAGUUCUAAUUUCGGCUCCGAUCGUCACACUAGUGAUUUUUCUGAUGGUCAUAAUAGUAACUUUGGUGGUUUCGAUUAUAAUAAUUCUGGAGAUUUUGCAAUUCACAAGCGUGGAUCUAGAGGAGGCCACGCUUUUUCCAGUGAUCGAGGUGGUGGUUUCCAUCCUAUCAGAAGUGAUUUUGACAAUGACAGAGAUGAAAGCUUUGCUUUCGGUAACAACAAGUACAACAAGUUUUCAAGUGGACGGAGGGGCUGCGGUGGUCACAGCUUUAAUAACAGCCGAAAUAAUGAUAGUUUUGGAGAUUUUGGUAGCAAAGCAAAUAAUGAAGAAACUUUUUCCGAUACUCGGAGUUUUAAUAGUGGCUUCAAUAGUGAAGGAAAAACAGGAUUUGGUCGUUCUAACUUCAGCAGUGAUUGGGGUAAUAGGCGAAGGAAUGAUCGAGGAAACUGGCAUUUAUCGGAUUUGAAAAGAGAUGUAGGAGCUGGCUGUGGUGACCGCUUAUCCGAAAAUGGAGUUAGAGCUUCUCGUUUUUCGUCUCAUGUUCCAGAAGAUCGAUCUGUGGAAGAAAUGUAUAAAGAGGAUGAAGCUAAUGCGAAAUAUGAGAUAAGUGAUUUGGAUCAAGAAGUCACGAUAACAGGAAUUCCACAGUUGCAGAAAAUGCUGAGAUUAGAUGAUUGGAGGAACGCAGGAUUUGGAGAUUUGUUAUUACGUAAUGUCGUCGAAAAAUCAUUCUACUCAGCCCCGCGACGUAUACAGGCUGCUGUCAUUCCACUUAUACAAAAUGGCUGGGAUAUAGUUGGACAUGCCGAAACAGGUAGUGGCAAAACAGCCGCAUUCAUUUUACCAAUUAUCAAUUACAUCAUGAAUGAUGGUGAAAAAAAUGACUCGAGAUGUGCACCAAUUGCUUUAAUACUAGCACCUACACGUGAAUUAGUCGGACAGCUAUACAAUCAAGCUAGGAAAUUCGCUAAUGGAACUGGUGUAACAGUGGCAAAAGCAUAUGGACAGUACAAAUUAUUUGAAAAUAUAAUGGAGCUAGAAAGAGGUUGUAAUAUACUGUUUGCUACGAUGGGAAGAUUAAAAGAUUUUGUGAUUAAUAGGAAGGUGAAGUUGCACAAUAUCAGUUUUUUUGUGCUGGAUGAAGCCGAUCGUAUGCUUAGUCAAGAUUCCUUUCAAACAGAUAUUAUCAAUCUCGUUCACAGGCCUGAUUUUCCAUCGGUGAAGGAUCGACAAACGUUGCUAUUCAGCGCAACGAUUACAAGCGAAGUAAAAGAGUUGGCAGCAAAAGUUUUGAAAGAAAAUCAUGCAUUUGUAUCAAACGGUAAAACUAUUUCGGCUAAUCCACUCGUUGAGCAGAAUUUUAUUGAGGUUACGUCUGAAAAUAAGUUUGACAAAUUGAUACAAUUAUUAGAAGAGGAUAGAGAGCAUAACGGUGAUGUAGCACGUACUCUGGUUUUUGUUCAGCGGAAACAGAUGGCCGAUGUCAUAGCUUUAAAUCUGAUUCAAAAAAAUAUACAAUCGAGCAGCAUCAGCGGAGAUCGUAUGCAAAAACAACGAGAAGAAGCAUUAUCAGAUUUUCGAAAAGGUAAUAUUAAAGUCCUGGUUGCUACUGAUGUUUGCGCACGUGGUAUUGACGUCAAAGAUCUCCAACAUGUAAUUAAUUAUGACAUGCCAAGUGAUCGUGUGACUUAUGUACAUCGUAUUGGACGUACCGGUCGUCUUCAUCGUGGUAAAGCGACAUCAUUUAUUAAUCUUGCUGAUGAUGAUCCAGCUUUGAUUGCUAGUAUUGUUCAGGUAGUUCAAGAAGUACAGCAGAUACCACCGGACUUUCUUCUUGAUAUCGCUAACAGUCGUUGCGAACGAGCUGAUGGUUACGUGAAGAGUCAACGAUCUGAUAGCAGUAAUUUUGAUCGCGAAUUUAAAAAGGAAUUUUAA
Molecule: messenger RNA, 2445 nt
Organism: Brugia malayi
Lineage: Eukaryota; Metazoa; Nematoda; Chromadorea; Rhabditida; Onchocercidae
Gene: Bma-rde-12
Product: DEAD/DEAH box helicase family protein
Exons: 20
Coding region: 1-2445 (814 amino acids)
Molecular function (GO): RNA helicase activity; RNA binding; ATP binding
Source: RefSeq, a predicted model, not a curated record